Dovyalis caffra is the source of this 3489-nucleotide messenger RNA. The record is from the annotation of a GenBank genome assembly. Lineage: Eukaryota; Viridiplantae; Streptophyta; Magnoliopsida; Malpighiales; Salicaceae.
AUGGAGGAUGUGAAACAUAAAUCUAGAAAAGAUGAUUAUUCGGAACGGAAGGAGGAGAAAGAGGAGUCGAAGAGGAGUCAUCGUGAUCGAGAUAGAGAUAGAGAUAGAGGCAGGGAGAGAAAUGGAGAGAGGCAUCGAGACAGAGAGAAGAGAGAACGUGAAAGCUCUAGGCGUUCGGAGAGAGGCAAGAGUAGUGAUUCCGAUGACAAGGAAAGGGAAAGGGAGAAAGAGAAGCAUAGAGACAGAGAUAAGGAUAGAGCAGCAAGGAGUAGGGAUGAUGAUAGAGAGACAGUUAAGGAUAGGAAGAGAGAUAGAGACAGAGAAGAGAGAGACAGGGAAAGGGAAAAAGAGAAAGAGGAUAAGAGGGAGAGGGCCAGAGAGAAAGAGAGAGAAAGAGAAAGAGAAAGAGAAAGGGAGAAGAGGGAUCGUGAUAGGGAGAGAGAGAGAGAAAGGGAGAGGAGGGAGCAUGACAGAGAAGAACGAGAACGAGAACGAGAACGGGAAAGGGAGAGGGAGAAGAGGGAGAGGGAGAGGGAGAGGAAGACUAGGGAAAGGGAGAAGCGUAGAGAAUUGAGUAGUGACAGUGAAGAUGAUUCCAGGGAGCGUGAUAGGAAGCGGCGAAGGAGAUAUGAUGAAGACUCUAAGGAGAGAGUGCGCGACCAGAGCGAUAGCAGGUCAAACAGGCACAGGGAUAGCAGUGAAGAGAGUCCGAGGAAAAAGAGUGUUGAGGAUCACUCUGACAAGAACGAGAGUAAAACUCGAGAAGAGGAAUUAGAGGAGGAGCAGAAGAAAUUGGAUGAGGAGAUGGAGAAGAGGAGGAGAAGAGUCCAGGAAUGGCAAGAGCUGAGGCGGAAGAAGGAAGAAACUGAGAGAGAAAAGGGUGGGGAAGAAGCCAAUGUUGAUGAACCUAAGACUGGUAAAACCUGGACCCUUGAAGGUGAAUCUGACGAUGAAGAAGCACCUCCCACUGGAAAAUCUGAGACGGAUAUGGACCUGGAGGAAAAUGCAAUACCUGAUAAAGAAGCUGGAGAUGCAAUGGUAGUGGACACUAAGAAUGACAUCUCUGCUCCACAAAAUGAGGGUGAUGCUGUUAAUGGAGAUGAGGAAAUUGAUCCAUUGGAUGCUUUCAUGAAUUCUAUGGUCUUACCUGAGGUGGAGAAGCUAAACAAUGCUGUGGUUAUUCAAACUGCCGAUGAUAAUAAAGCAGACUUGAAGAAGAAGGAUAAGAAUGACGAACGAAUCAAUGGAGAACAGCGAAAGAAAGGCUCUCAUAAAUCUCUUGGGAGAAUUAUUCAAGGAGAAGAUUCUGAUUCAGACUAUGGGGACCUUGAAAACAGUGAAGAUCCUUUAGAAGAUGAGGAUGACGACGAGUUCAUGAAGAGGGUGAAGAAAACAAAAGCUGAGAAACUGUCCAUUGUUGACCACUCAAAGAUUGAUUACAGUCCUUUCCGGAAAAAUUUCUAUAUUGAAGUGAAGGAGAUCUCCAGGAUGACUCCUGAGGAGGUUGCUGCUUAUAGGAAACAACUAGAGUUGAAAAUACAUGGAAAGGAUGUGCCAAAACCAAUUAAAACUUGGCACCAGACAGGACUUACAGGUAAAAUUUUGGAGAUGAUAAAGAAACUUAAUUAUGAGAAGCCGAUGACAAUUCAAGCUCAGGCACUGCCUAUAAUUAUGAGUGGCCGGGACUGCAUAGGUGUUGCGAAAACUGGUUCUGGCAAGACCCUUGCAUUUGUGCUGCCAAUGCUGAGGCAUAUCAAGGACCAGCCUCCUGUGGAAGCUGGAGAAGGACCGAUUGGGCUUAUAAUGGCACCCACAAGGGAGCUUGUGCAGCAGAUCCACAGUGAUAUUAAGAAGUUUGCUAAGGCCCUGGGUGUCAGAUGCGUGCCUGUUUAUGGAGGUUCUGGUGUUGCCCAACAAAUUAGUGAAUUAAAACGGGGGACAGAGAUAGUUGUCUGCACUCCAGGCAGGAUGAUUGACAUACUUUGCACCAGUGGAGGGAAAAUCACUAAUCUUCGUAGAGUUACAUAUCUUGUUAUGGAUGAAGCUGAUCGGAUGUUUGACAUGGGAUUCGAACCUCAAAUCACUAGAAUUGUCCAAAAUAUCCGCCCAGAUCGUCAAACUGUUCUCUUUUCUGCAACUUUCCCUCGGCAGGUUGAAACUUUGGCUCGUAGAGUACUGACCAAACCUGUGGAAAUACAGGUUGGUGGGAGGAGUGUGGUGAAUAAGGACAUCACUCAGCUGGUUGAGGUAAGACCAGAAGGUCAAAGGUGGUUUAGGCUGUUAGAACUACUUGGUGAAUGGAAUGAGAAGGGAAAAAUUUUGGUAUUUGUCCAAUCACAGGACAAAUGUGAUUCAUUGUUUAGGGACUUGCUGAAAUGUGGCUACCCUUGCCUCUCACUUCAUGGCGCUAAGGAUCAAACAGACCGUGAAUCCACCAUUUCAGAUUUUAAGAGCAAUGUCUGCAGUUUGUUGAUUGCAACAAGUGUUGCAGCCAGAGGUUUAGAUGUGAAGGAUCUAGAACUGGUGAUCAACUAUGAUGUUCCAAACCACUAUGAGGAUUAUGUUCACCGUGUUGGUCGGACUGGUCGAGCUGGUCACAAAGGCUGUGCCAUCACUUUUAUCUCCGAGGAUGAUGCAAGAUAUGCACCGGAUCUUGUAAAAGCAUUGGAACUCUCUGAGCAAGUUGUUCCACAAGACUUGAAAGCUCUUGCUGAUAGUUUUAUGGCAAAAGUGAAUCAGGGUCUUGAGCAAGCCCAUGGAACAGGUUAUGGUGGAAGUGGUUUUAAAUUCAAUGAAGAGGAGGAUGAAAAGAGAAUGGCAGCAAAGAAAGCGCAAGCAAAAGAAUAUGGCUUUGAGGAAGAGAAGUCUGAAUCAGAAGAUGAAGAUGAAGUUGUUCGGAGGGGUCGUGACUUCUCUCAGCAGACUGCCCUUGCUCAGCAGAUAGCUGCUCUUGCUGCUGUCUCAAAAGUCCCUGCACCUGUAGCAUCAACUCCUCACUCUGUUGCUCAAUUGCUUUCUAAUGGUGGAUUACCUGUUCCUCUUAAUCCAGGUCCAGCAGCUGCUUCUGCGACUGGGCUGCCUAUUGUUCCUAAUAAUGAAGCUGCAGCUAGGGUAGCAGCAAUUGCAGCUGCCAUGAAUUUGCAACACAACCUGGCACGGAUUCAAGCUGAUGCAAUGCCUGAACAUUAUGAAGCAGAGCUGGAAAUCAAUGAUUUUCCCCAAAAUGCUCGGUGGAAGGUUACCCACAAGGAAACUUUGGGUCCAAUUUCAGAUUGGACUGGGGCUGCCAUUACCACCAGGGGGCAGUUUUUCCCACCAGGCAAGGUGCCAGGACCUGGAGAACGCAAGCUCUACUUGUUCAUUGAGGGCCCUACUGAACAGUCUGUUAAGAGAGCUAAAGCUGACCUAAAACGUGUUUUGGAAGACAUAACGAACCAGAUAUUCCAACUUCCUGGUGGAGCUCAACCAGGCAAAUACUCGGUUGUAUAA